UCUAAGAUCAGUUUAGUUUCUGCUGUUUACAUGUGAAGAUCUCUGAGUAAAGUGUAUAUUAAAGAACCUUGAGAGAUUAACAUGUAUAGUCCGAUCCUUCCUUCUCCUCUUGGGAGAAUAGAACUAAAUCUACUAGGACCUGGAUCAGGAGAUGUAGCUCACCCCUCCUUGUCCAGUUCAUCCUUCUCAGCCAAACAUGAAGCUGGAGAUGGAGCUUAUCCAUCCGGUUCAACCUUCUCCUACUCAACCAAACCGGGCUCCUUUUCUCAUCCGUUCUAUACAGCCCCCUCCCCCUCCCUUCUCCAUCCUUAUUCUCCAAUACCUCCAUUUAUUAGAAAUUUUCCAUUUUGUUCUGCACCCCCUACAAUCCUUAGUUUGGGACCAUUUCAUGUCUCCUAUCAUAAACUCUCCGAAAAUUCAUCCUAUCCGUUCUCUCCUCCCUUCUCUCCUAGUCCGUCCUAUUUUAACUUUUCUCCAACCUAUCUGAAGAGAAACGAGCCAAGGUUUAUCUACCCGGAGUAUGCUCCGAACCCUAGUUUCCAUACCAACCCAGAUACAGAGCAAACCCAGGAAAUGCAGGGUACAAGUUUGUGGACAGUGAAUGGAAGGUGGUGGGGGAGGCAGAACAACAGUUUAGUUCCAGAGUUUAUAUACAUCCCGAGAGUCCAGCGAAAGGUCACCAAUGGUCUUCAGGAGACAUCGUCUUCAAUCGAGUCAAGAUUACAAACAGUUUAUUGGAACAAACAGGACAUAUUGUUGUUUCCUCAAUGCAUAAAUAUUUCGUGCGCAUUCACAUUGUGCGCGCUAGAGAACCAACAGAGCUUUAUUGCGCGCGUUAUCAUUCAUUUUCAUUUAAGGAGACGAUAUUUGUUGGAGUGACAGCAUACCAGAAUUCUAAACUUACCGAGCUUAAAAUACAAACAAACCCUUUCGCCAAGGGGUUCAGGGAUCCAGGAGAAGGGGUUGUGAAGGGGGCAGGGGUUCCUGAGAACCCCCUGCAGAGCGAAGGGGAGGAAUCCACCCUUAAUUCUCUGGUUACAGAAAACCUUUCUGAGCAAGGGGCAUUCCUGAACACAUCCGAAAGAUGGGGAUCAGGGGCGUACUCAGGAAUUUGUCCGGGGGGUGGGGGAGCUUAG
This is a messenger RNA of Eurytemora carolleeae, 1136 nucleotides long. RefSeq names its product T-box-containing protein TBX6L. The record is from RefSeq and is a predicted model, not a curated record. Gene Ontology annotation, biological process: regulation of transcription by RNA polymerase II; positive regulation of DNA-templated transcription; cell fate specification. NCBI's taxonomy places the organism in Eukaryota, Metazoa, Arthropoda, Copepoda, Calanoida, Temoridae. Gene Ontology annotation, molecular function: RNA polymerase II cis-regulatory region sequence-specific DNA binding; DNA-binding transcription factor activity, RNA polymerase II-specific. Gene Ontology annotation, cellular component: nucleus.